Symbiodinium sp. CCMP2456 is the source of this 992-nucleotide messenger RNA. The record is from the annotation of a GenBank genome assembly. NCBI's taxonomy places the organism in Eukaryota, Dinophyceae, Suessiales, Symbiodiniaceae.
AUGGCGAAGGGCGUGGAGAAAGUCGCGAAAGAGGAAGAACUACAAGCUAACAUCUGGAAGCUGAUCUGGUACAAUGGCAUAUUUUCCGUGUUCUCCUCCAUUGCUCAACUCGGACUCUUCGACACCUACCUCUUCAUCCUGGCGGGAAACUCCAACACUGCUGUAGGCUGGGCAGAAUCAAUCUCUGGACUCAGCCAGAUUGCGUUAGCAUUUCCUGCCGGCAUUCUGAGCGACACUGUUUCGCGCAGCAAAAUCCUGACCUGGUGCGCCAUUCUUUCUGUCUUGGCCGUGGCCGUCUCCAUCGCAGGCAUUAGCCUUGAUAGCUUUCCCGUGAUUUACCUCUCUUUGCUCCUCUUCGGGACCUACACGGCGCUGCAGAACACGGCCAGCAACGCACUCUACACGGAUUCCAUCCCACCGGGUGAACGCGCCAAGUGGCUAUCGCGGGUGAGCAUCGUGAACCAGCUGGGCUACGGCGCCGGGCCCUUCUUCAGCUUGUUCCUCCUGGCUUACUUUGGCAACGAGUGGAAGCUCUCGAUCCUGCAUUUCGUGCUAAUCAUCGGUUUCUUGGGCAUGAUUCCUGCCAACUUCUUCCUCUUCAAUCUGAAGGACGCCCAGCACGAGGAGCAGGGGACGGAGGGCUCUGGUUACUACAGCAACCUGAAGUAUGCUCGCAUGGUGCCGUGGCUGAUCUGCAGCUUGGAUGUCAUCACUGCAGUUGGAGCGGGCAUGACCGUGAAAUUCUUUCCCCUCUUCUUCAAGGAGGAUUAUGGGCUGAGUCCUGGACAAAUCCAGUUACUCUUCGCUGUCUACGGCCUGUCUUUUGGCUUCUUCACCUGGCUUUGUGAAAAGGCAGCUGCGCAGAUGGGCCGAGUCAUGGCAGGUUUGCUCUUCAGCUCUGCAGGGGUAAUCUGCCUCUUUCUGCUGGCCUACCUCAGGUGGCUUCCAGCUGUCCUGUUUGUCUUUGUGAUCCGAGGGGCCCUGGCCAACUC